UAUGACGUUACCACAAGCGGAAACUGUUUACGUUGUUGGACGUUCAUGGCGAUUCAAGGAGCUUUUUUCACACUUUAAGGGUUAUUAAUCGAUAAAUAACAAGUGUUGUAGGUUUAUUGGUGCUUUCCAGAAUGGGAAAAGCAGACUUUCUGUCCCCGAAGGCCAUAGCCAACCGGAUAAAGUCCAAAGGUCUCCAGAAGUUGAGGUGGUAUUGUCAGAUGUGUCAGAAACAAUGCAGAGAUGAGAACGGCUUCAAAUGUCACUGCAUGUCCGAGUCCCACCAGAGGCAGCUGCUGCUGGCCUCAGAGGACCCCAACAAGUUCAUGGACUAUUUCUCUGAUGAGUUUAAAAGCGACUUCCUGGAGCUGCUCAGCAGACGUUUUGGAACCAAGCGAGUGCACAACAACAUUGUCUACAAUGAAUACAUCAGCGACAGAGAGCACGUCCACAUGAACUCCACCCAGUGGGAGACCCUCACUGACUUCACCAAGUGGCUGGGCAGAGAAGGUUUCUGUAAGGUCGACGAGACCCCUAAAGGCUGGUACGUCCAGUACAUCGACCGCGACCCGGAGACCAUCCGCCGCCAAGAGGAGCAGGCGAGGAAGAAGAAGCAGGACCUGGACGACGAGGAGAGGAGCGCCAAGUUCAUCGAGGAGCAGGUCCGCAGAGGCCGCGACGGCAAGGAGCCAGAAGAAACUCCAGUUUACACAGAGCUGAAACGUGAGAGUGAAGAAGAGAAAAUCGCUUUCAACCUGGGAGCCUCUUCGUGUGUAGCCGGUCCUUCCAAAUCGAGUUCUGCCCUGGGUGCUAGCGCUCUCAAAGCAGCAGCAUCAUCAUCCUCCUCUUCGACCAAGAGGAAAGACACGUCCUCCAGUUCAGACUCCAGAUCGGAUAAGAAGAAGAAAUCUGCUCUGGAGGAGAUCAUAGAGAUGGAGGAGAGGAAGAAGAAGAAGCAGCAGCAGGUCAGAACAGAUUACUGGCUGCAGCCCAACAUUGUGGUCAAAGUUGUCACCAAGAGGCUGGGAGAUAGGUACCACAAGAAGAAGGCUGUCGUCACGGAAGUGCGAGACAAGUAUGCAGCGGUGGUGAAGAUAAUCGACUCCGGAGACAAACUGAAACUGGACCAGAAUCACGUAGAGACGGUCAUACCUGCACCAGGUAAACGGGUUCUGAUCCUGAACGGUCCGUACAGAGACACGGAGGCUGUGCUGGAGGGGAUAGACGAAAAGAACUUCAGCGCUACGCUCACGCUCGACUCUGGUAAGGAGAAGGGGAAGAGAGUGGACAUCGCCUAUGAGGAUUUCUCAAAACUGGCCUGAACCAACAACCUUCCUUUUCUAACCUCAGGCAGUCAGUUACCCUGAGGGACUCUCUACUGUGUCAGAGUUACUCCCCCCUCCCCACCCCCUCCAAGAUUCACCUGUACAUACACACACACAUCCCACAAUGCAAUUCCAGUGAGUUAUCGCAGAGAAAACAAUGUGUUCAAUUAGUUUUUUAUUUUGUAUUAAUGUUCAAGUUGAUCUACAACAUUGCAGAUGUACAUUUUCUCCAAAUAAAUUCAGCAAAAGUGA
Dicentrarchus labrax (European seabass) is the source of this 1574-nucleotide messenger RNA. It is a transcript of the gene kin, whose product is annotated as Kin17 DNA and RNA binding protein. Gene Ontology annotation, cellular component: nucleus. The transcript is spliced from 12 exons. The coding region runs from base 132 to 1319 and encodes 395 amino acids. NCBI's taxonomy places the organism in Eukaryota, Metazoa, Chordata, Actinopteri, Moronidae. The record is from RefSeq and is a predicted model, not a curated record. Gene Ontology annotation, molecular function: double-stranded DNA binding. Gene Ontology annotation, biological process: DNA damage response; DNA replication.